AUGCAUCUAAACUCGUUGCAACUGUGCACGGCUGUGUUGACGCUGGCGCUGGUAGCCGCGGUGCCAGCCACCACGCCGCACCACGUCGCCCGCCGGUCUUUCUUCAACCUCCAGUGCAAAGGUGUCUUCGAUGCGGCCAUCUUCGCGCGCCUCGACCGCAUCUGUGACGACUGCUACAACCUCUUUAGAGAACCGCAGCUCUAUACUCUUUGCAGGAAAGACUGUUUCAUGACAGACUACUUCAAAGGCUGCGUGGAGGGAUUUAGGUCGGAUUGUUUUACUACACCCUUCUUCAAGGGUUGUAUGGAGUCUCUGUGCCUCAUGGACGAGGAGGAGGAACUGGAUCAACUGAUCGAUUUCAUCGGAAAACGUUAA
Molecule: messenger RNA, 375 nt
Organism: Leptosia nina
Lineage: Eukaryota; Metazoa; Arthropoda; Insecta; Lepidoptera; Pieridae
Source: the annotation of a GenBank genome assembly